AUGCAACCUGAAUACAGUGCUACAACAAGAAAACCAGAAGACAAAGUUACGCUAAGACAACCUGAAGACAGAGUAACACCAAGGCAACCUGAGUACAGAGUUUCACCAAGGCAACCUGAAGACAGAGUUACACCAAGGCAACCUGAAGACAGAGUCACACCACGGCAACCUGAAGACAGAGUUACCCCAAGACCAAGUGAGGACAGAUUUACACCAAGGCAACCUGAAGACAGGGUUCCACCAAGAGAACCUGAAGACAAAGUUACGUUACGGCAACCUGAAGACAGAGUUACACCAAGGCAGCCUGAAGACAUGUUUUCACCAAGGCAACCUGAGGACAGCGUUACACCAGGGCAACCUGAAGACAGGUUUACACCAAGAGAACCUGAAGACUGGGUAACACCAAAGCAACCUGUAGACAGGUUUACACCAAGGCAACCCAAAGACAAGUUUACACCAACGCAACCUGAAGACAGGGUUACACAAAGACAGCCUGAGGACAGGGUUACACCAAGGCAACCUGUAGACAGGUUUACACUAACGCAAACUGAUGAUAGGGUUACAGAAAGGCAACCUGAAGAAAGGGUUACACCAAGGCAACCUGAAGACAGAGGUAAACCAAAACAACCUGAAGACACAGUUACACCAAGACAACCUGAAGACAAAGUGACACUAAGGCAACCUGAAGACAGGGUUACCACAAAGAAACCUGACGGCACAAUUACACCAAGGCAACCUAAAGACAGGCUUACACUAACCCAACUAGAAGACAGGGUUACACAAAGAAAACCUGAAGACAGGGUUACACCCAUGCAACCUGAAGACAGGUUUACACCAAGGCAACCUAAAGAUAGGGUUACUACAAGAGAACCCGAAGAUUGGGUUACAACAAGACAACCUGAAGACAGGCUUCCUCCAAAGCAACCUGAAGACAAGGUUACACCAAGAGAACCUGAAUACAGGGUUACACCAAGGCAACCUGAAGACAGAAUUACACCAAGACAACCUGAAGACAGAGAUACACCAAGGCAUCCUGAAGACAGAAUUACACCAAGGCAACCUGAGGACAGAAUUACACCAAGACAACCUAUUGACAGAGAUACACCAAGGCAACCUGAAGACAGGGUUACACCAAGAGAACCUGAAGACAGGGUUACGCCAAAAGAACUUGAAGAGAGGGUUACACCAAGGCAACCUGAAGACAGGGUUACUCCAAGUGACAUUGAAGACAAGCCACCAAUGUUGCUCUCUGCUGAGCGUGAUUUAAUAUUUAUGUUGGACUCAUCCAGCUAUGGUUUCCGAGUUAGAAUUCCGCAAGCAGAUUGA
Messenger RNA from Liolophura sinensis, 1326 nucleotides. RefSeq names its product cell surface glycoprotein 1-like. The transcript has a single exon. Bases 1 to 1326 code for a protein of 441 amino acids. The record is from RefSeq and is a predicted model, not a curated record. NCBI's taxonomy places the organism in Eukaryota, Metazoa, Mollusca, Polyplacophora, Chitonida, Chitonidae.